Molecule: messenger RNA, 2578 nt
Organism: Ailuropoda melanoleuca (giant panda)
Lineage: Eukaryota; Metazoa; Chordata; Mammalia; Carnivora; Ursidae
Gene: TRMT11
Product: tRNA methyltransferase 11
Exons: 12
Coding region: 945-2138 (397 amino acids)
Biological process (GO): methylation
Cellular component (GO): cytoplasm
Molecular function (GO): tRNA (guanine(10)-N2)-methyltransferase activity; nucleic acid binding
Source: RefSeq, a predicted model, not a curated record
UAAGUAGAAUCUUGGGUUUGAAGAGAAGAACUGCAAAUCUUAAAUUUAUAUUUGUGUGGUUACUUGUUUCUGUUUCUAGGGGCAGUUGAAUAAAAAGGAUAUUUUUGGGAAAAAGUUGUGGUUUUAGAAUGUCAUCUAAGUUUAUUUCCGGUAUUCAUUUAGUUUGCUAGUUUUUAAUUUUUAACUCAACACUUGUACCAUGAUUGUAUCUGUCACUCAAUUGAAAAAAAAAAGGGCGGGGCUGUUUUUUGUUGAUAAGGUAUGAUUAGAAUUAGUAUUUAGAAUUUAGCAGUAUUUCAGACUUGUGUUGGGGAUUAUUUAAACAUUUGAAAUUGUGCAUGUAUAAGAUCAUGAAUUUAUGAGCAUUUUUGUAUUUGGUAGUGUAUCAGUGUAUUAGAGAAGUUUGGGAAAUAGAGAAGUCAUUCAUAAUUCUUCCUUCAUGUGACUUAUAAUUUGAGGGUACUGCUUUCCGAUCUUUUUUCAUAUACUUUUUUUUCCUUUCGUUCUAAUACUACUUAUGAACUUCUUCGGUCUCUUUUUCACUUGAUACUAUUCAUGUAGGCACAUGUUGCUACAUAGCCUUCAUCACUAACAGAGUUGUAUAAUAUUUUCUAUUGAUUAGUUCUAUCAUUAUUUAUCUAAUGAUUUCGUUUCGUUUAGAUUGCUUUUAAAUUUUUCUAAUAAAAAUAAUACUGAGAUAACCAUCUUUUUUUCUGUUUGGAUUAUUUUGAAUUUUUCUGUAGAGUAGUGUAAAUAUUGGAAGAAGAAAGACUGACAGGGAGGAUUUCUUCCAGAAGAUGAGAGAACUUAGUUGAAAGUCUGCUCAGAUUGAACUUGUACUCCUUUCAUGUACUGAAGGAGGAGGAAAAGAUGGAGAGUAUAGAUAAAAUUGGUCUCCUUUUUGGAUUCUUAGCAUUCCCUCUGAAGAUAUUGCCAGAAACUUAAUGAAACGAACAGUGUGUGCCAAGUCCAUAUUUGAACUAUGGGGUCAUGGAAAAUCUCCGGAGGAGCUUUAUAGUUCUCUUAAAAACUACCCUGUGGAGAAGAUGGUUCCAUUUCUACAUUCAGACUCUACAUAUAAAAUAAAGAUUCACACAUUUAAUAAAACAUUGACACAAGAAGAAAAAGUCAAACGAAUAGAUGCACUUGAGUUUCUGCCAUUUGAAGGGAAAGUGAAUUUAAAGAAGCCACAACAUAUAUUCUCUGUUUUGGAGGAUUAUGGUUUGGACCCAAACUGCAUCCCUGAGAAUCCACAUAACAUUUAUUUUGGUAGAUGGAUUGCAGAUGGACAGAGAGAGCUUAUUGAGUCAUACAGUGUCAAAAAGAGACACUUUAUUGGAAAUACAAGCAUGGACGCUGGUUUAUCGUUUAUCAUGGCCAACCAUGGAAAAGUGAAAGAAAAUGAUAUUGUCUUUGAUCCAUUUGUUGGAACAGGUGGCCUUCUGAUAGCAUCUGCUCAUUUUGGUGCAUAUGUUUAUGGGACAGACAUAGACUACAAUACAGUUCAUGGCUUAGGAAAGGCUAGUAGGAAAAACCAGAAAUGGAGAGGACCAGAUGAAAACAUUAGGGCAAAUCUUCGUCAAUAUGGUUUAGAGAAGUAUUACCUUGAUGUCCUGGUUUCAGAUGCAUCUAAACCUUCCUGGAGGAAGGGCACAUAUUUUGAUGCAAUCAUCACUGAUCCUCCAUAUGGUAUCAGAGAGUCUACAAGAAGAACAGGUUCUCAGAAGGAAAUACAGAAGGGAAUGGAAAAAUGUCCAGAAAGCCAUGUUCCUGUUUCCUUGAGUUAUCAUCUGAGUGAUAUGUUUUUUGACCUGUUAAACUUUGCAGCUGAGACCCUCGUAUUAGGUGGAAGACUAGUCUAUUGGUUACCAGUGUAUACACCAGAAUACACUGAAGAGAUGGUACCCUGGCAUCCUUGCCUGAAACUUAUUAGCAACUGUGAGCAGAAGCUUUCCAGUCACACAUCAAGGCGCUUGAUAACAAUGGAAAAGGUGAAGAAAUUUGAGAACCGGGACCAGUAUUCACAUCUGUUAAGUGAUCACUUUCUACCAUACCAAGGUCAUAAUUCCUUCCGCGAGAAAUAUUUCAGUGGCGUUACAAAAAGAAUUGCCAAGGAAGAGAAAUCUAGCCAAGAGUGAAAAUUAAGAUUUUGACAUUGGAAAGAGUAAGGAUUUAACAGAAAAGACAUCUGGAUGUGAACUUCCAUGUAUGAUACAGAUAACAUACUGUUUUAAAUAAUUUUAUAUAAUGAAAUAAAUGCGACAAAGUAAAUUCAACAGUUCUUUUACAAUUAGCUUUGUUUUAUAGAUCAUUUUGUUGUAUGUGGUCUUUGGAACCUUAUUUAAUUUAUAUUUGUACUUUCAAGUAUUAUGGAAAUUGAAAACAGUUAUAUUUUUGGUAAUUAAUUUGGAAGGGGAACUGAUAUUGUUGACUCUUUAAACAGAUACCUGCCGAAUAUGUUACAAGCAGUUAACUAACCAUGGUUAAGAAUUUAUUCAUUCAGUAGGUUCAUUUAUUUGAUUUCUGAUUGUAAUUGAUUUAUGGUGCCACUAAUAAAGGUUACUGAGGAUUCCUAAAA